GAGUGACGUUCCUAGCGCCAGCUGUCAGACGCUAGUGUCUUUCCUAGCGCGUUAUGUUGAGAUUUUCAUUAAUUUGUAUAUGUUUAAGUCCCUAUUGUAAUAUCGCCAGCAAGGGAUUUAAAUUAAGCUCGGAUGAACAGAUGUGCAAAUAUCGGUUUCGUCUUUUCUAGUGUGUUUUUGUUGUGCUGUGCUCGGAAUUGAGGUAGCUCCUGCUAGCUAGCUUGUUGUUAGCUGCGGAUAAAUCUGGUGCAGACAGGUUCUGCUCUGCAGACAGCUUCUCUUGUUUGGAAGUCAUUGUUCACGGGCGGAAAAGUUACAUCGUGUGCAACGACUCGAAUCACCAUGCGGUUUUUAAAUAACUUAUUGCGAAUAAUUAUUGCUUUAAACAAACGUGCUUUCGCAGAAUUAUGAAUUUAAAUCGGUAACUAGGGGUCAGUAGAUUAUUUAGAUGUAAAGUCACCCGGAUACAUUUUAUCUUACUUGACCUCAUUUGUUGUAAUAUAAACUGUGUAUUUACCAAUAGCGUGGUAUAGCAACUGCUCAUUGUCAAAGCGUUUGUUUAAGUUAGCAAACAUGGAUAAGAAAUCAUUUGACAUUGUCCUGGACGAGAUAAGAAAGUGCGUCCUGACCGAUCAGCGGAUCAGAGCCAUUGAGCAGGUGCAUGGGUAUUUCUCCAGUGAGCAGGUGAUGGAAAUACUCAAGUACUUCUCAUGGGCAGAACCUCAGAUCAAAGCAGUCAAAGCUCUGCAGCACAAAAUGGUUGCAAUCCCUACAACCAAAGUCGCGAAUAUCCUGAAUUGCUUCACCUUCUCAAAGGACAGACUGAUUGUCCUGGAACUGAUAGCUUUAAACAUUUCAGAUGCUCAGAAUUAUCGCCCUGUGGAGGAUCUGUUUCGCAUACACUUGUCUGAGAAGAAGCGUGCUCGUAGGAUACUGGAACAGGUGUGUAAGGUUGGCUGCAAAGCUCCUGUAGCCAUGAUCUCCUCCUGUGGAAUGAUACCAGGAAAUCCAUACCCUAAAGGCAGACCCAGCUUGGUCACUGGCACAUUCCCUGGUAUCCCUCCCAUUAAAAAAGAAGGCGAGAAGAAAGACGACACCUCAAACAGCAUGGAGGGGAAAGGAAUCGCUUCCCGGAUUAUAGGACCAUUCAAACCUUUUCCGUCGUCCUACAACCCUCAUCGGCCUGUUCCUUACCCUAUACCGCCGUGCCGACCCCAUGCCACCAUCGCACCAAGUGCGUACAACAACGCAGGCCUUGUUUCUAUGGGAGGGGUUAUAACAGCCAGCGUGCCCCCUCCCCCCUACAACUCCACCCACAAAGUAGCAGGUUAUACCAAACCAGGCAAUCCGCAAAACACCACACCUGGAGUCAACAGCGGGCCCCUCCUCAUUCCUCAUGGCUCCACACCUUCUACCCCUGUCCCACCCCAGGCUUCUCCUGCCCAGCCGCCUCCCACAACCCCCAUCACACCAGUUUUCCCCGGAAUGGUGCCCUCUCACAACCCCAAUGCCCCCUCGCCUUCCCCUGCUCCCUCCCCGUCUGUAAUCAAAGCAGGACCACAGACCCCCAGUGGGCAUGUUACACCUACACCCUCAUCUGUCAUUAAAGCCCACACCCCCUCAGGCACUCCUUGUGGAACUCCAGUCCCUGGCAGCGGGCCCUUCUCUUCCCCCUUCCAUGGCGUUUCCCGACCAGGCACUCCCGCCACCUCGCGCAGCGGCCCAGACUCCCUGUCUCAGACGAACUCCAUGGGCGCUACUCAGUCGAAGGUCUACGCCCAGUCCACAGACCACCAGUCAGGACUUGUGUUUCCUGGCAUUCACCCACAAACAGGUAACCCGUCUGGGUCAGUGAUCCGAAGUUACACCCCCUCUGGACCACCGUGUCUCACUCCUGGAUCUUCCACUCCAGUAAUUCCGAGCUGUUCCACCCCAGGUCCCAGUCCCAAACCCUCCCCUGCCCAUCAUGCACAGGCUCAGGCUGUCAUGGCUGGAGCCCUGAACAGACACGCUGGGGGUAGUAGCAGUGGCAGUAACAGCCCCGUGCCCUCUGCUUUUAAGGGAACCUCUCGCUCUGGCACGCCGUCUGUUAGCUCACUGGUGGCACCAGGUUCUGCACAGGCUGCCCUGGCACGUUCCUUGGGUCUAUCACACCCAUCAGGUUCUCCUCAAGUCUCUCUCCCUAGUCCUGUUGCUAUCGCCGGCCUUCAAGCACUGUCUUCCAGCCCAGCACCCUCUCAUUAUCCUGGCCUGUCACCUUUUUCCUCUAUUCCUCCUUCCACCCUCCCUACAUCCAUGCCCACACUACCUCCCACUACCAACAUUUCCAACCACCCACCAACGUCCAUGUAUCCAGGCUUGGCUCCCAGUGCUACCCCAAAUGCAGCCUCUCCUUUUGGUCUAGGCCUCACCUCUGCCCCCUCUAUAUUCCCAGGCCUUACGCCUGGGCCUAACCCCACUGCCUUCCCUGGACUGGGUGUGUCAGGGGGGCAUGGUGCUGGGAGUCCUGUGCUACCUUCAUUCAUGGGAAUACCUGGGGCCACUCCGUCUUCAGUGGCGUCAGUGGCACCGCUGCAGGCAGCAGCGGCAGCAGCAGCAGUUGGGGUUCCAUCAUCAUCGCCAGUUUUACCAGGUUUUGCAUCUGCCUUCAGCUCCAAUUUCCAGCCUGGGUUGAGCAGUGGACUUCAGCCUCCAGGAAGUAGUGGCUUCCCCGGCUUGCUGUCUUUCCCCGGCGUACCAGGCUUCUCCCCCUCUGCCUCCCCUGCAGCCCUUGGUGGCCUCCACAACCCAACCAUGCAGUCUGCUUUGCUACAGGCUCAUCCUACAUCUGCUUUGGAGAGCUUUCCCCCUCAACCCAACAGUUUCACCAACUAUCCUCCAGGUCCAGGAAACCCCUUCCCCCUCCAGCCAGGCCUGCACCCCCCGUUGGGUUGGCAGUGAAACCUGCUGUACCCUUGGAAACAAUAAAUAGAUCUCUGCAGUUCACCCUGACCUACCCCUCGGCGGGCGAGGCUUUUUAUUUUUGGCCUCACACUCUGAAGACCACAGGACACAGAACAGACGGAAGAGUUUCAUUUCUGUGCGUGUUACAGCAAAAAUGGCUUCAUGAUACAAAGAACACUACUUUGGAAAAAGGUGAAAUUAUUUGUGGGGGAGAAGGCAUAUUUGUAAUAUUAUUCAUAGAGAAUAGUUGUAAAUAUCAGUUGUCGAAGUUGUUAGGUUCCACAUGUAGACUGUGACUGGUUUUGUUGUUAGCCCGACUUGCCUGUUUUUAAUAAAACUCCUAAACACUUAUUAAUGAAUUAUAGAAAAUUUGACAAAAUCUACAUGAUAUCAUGUAAUGAUUUGACAGUAUCCUGAUAGAGUAUUUCAUGUCCAUUCUCAGAGGAAAUGUUAUGAACUUGCCCUGAAUCCCUGAAAAUAUUGUGACAUGAACUUUUUCGCUGACUUAUAUUAUAUGAAGUCACAUUUUGAAGUGGGCAUACCAUAAAUAUAUUUUAUCACUUGUUUCAGGGCUUAGAGUGUUGACCACAAGAACUUGCAUUUGGCAGCUCUACUCAUGUUUUGUGUUUUUAUUUUUUUUAAUAUUUGUUGCUGUCGGCAACUAACUGUGAUUUGCAUUUUUUUUUAUGUUUACAAAGUUCUUUUGACAAACGUGACACUGCUAGUGUUGUAACUGCAGUGUCUGAUGAGAUACUGUGUGCAGAUGUUUUCCAACUACAUGAAGCUUUGUUGGAUUGAUUUGUGGACUAUGAUAUAUAUGACUAUGACGUUUUUCUUCACAAACUGAGUGAAACCUGUACUUCAUUUGCUGUAAAUGUCUGUAGUAAUCUUACCUACAGAGGUUAACUCACAGACAGUUACUGUAUUAUUUGAGAAUAAUAGACAUUUAGUUUGUUACACUGUUGGUUUUGUUUUCCCAUUUUUGUAUUUUGUUCUUUUUUUUUUUUGGUUCCUUUUUUUUUACUUUGACAGUGAACUGCUGGUUGCUGUAGUAUCUGUAGUCUAUGUGAUGCCACGACUAUCAGGCACUUCUUAAAUAAAAUUACUGAAGCUGAAAAACUUAA
This is a messenger RNA of Stegastes partitus (bicolor damselfish), 4067 nucleotides long. RefSeq names its product proline and serine rich 1 (gene proser1). The coding region runs from base 574 to 2940 and encodes 788 amino acids. The record is from RefSeq and is a predicted model, not a curated record. The transcript is spliced from 12 exons. NCBI's taxonomy places the organism in Eukaryota, Metazoa, Chordata, Actinopteri, Pomacentridae.